GACAAGUAUUGUAACGGCGAGAGAAGGAGCACAGGCGAGCGUCGAAUUUGAGGCUGACGCGGAGGCAACAGCGGAUCCAGACGCGAUGUCAGCGGGGCCAGGCUACGCGCUCUGAUUGGUGGCGGAGCACACGGGCGCGUGCGCUGGCAGUAAUCACCCCGCCAGGGCGGUGAACCGCUGCCGAGCAUAAAACACGCGACGACCAUGGCCAGGCGUCUUUCCUCCGCUUUCGCAUCUUGCCUACCACCCGCAUCCUUCGCUGACACGUUGCCCAGCUGCAGUCCUUGUUGAUCAACUCACCCCGCCGGCACGACAACAUGAUUUCCCUCGUCGCGUUCGACCUCGAUGGCACUCUUGCCCUGAGCAAGCAGCCGCUCCUCGAUUCCAUGGGCGAGGCGUUGGCCGACUUGCUCCAUGUCGCAUAUGUGGCCGUCAUCUCCGGCGGUGAUUGGCCGCAAUUCGAGAAGCAGAUUGCGUCCCGGCUACCAGCACGCGCGAACCGCUCCAAAUUGUGGCUCCUGCCGACAACCGGCACUAAACUCUACACAUACAAGGAGGGCCAGUGGGGCCGCGUCUGUGCCGACCUCUUCAGCAGCUCCGACAAGGAGCGCAUCCUCGAGGCCUUUGACCUUUCGCUCGAGAAGUCCGGCUUCAAGCCCGAGAAGACUUGGGGGAACCGCAUCGAAGACCGUGGCAGUCAGAUUACCUUCUCCGCCCUGGGCCAGGAAGCGCCGAUACAAGAGAAGGGGCACUGGGACCCCGACUUUGCGAAACGCAAGGUGAUACAACAAGACCUCAUGCAGCGACUGCCGGAAAUGUCCAUCAACAUGGGAGGGGCCACCUCCAUCGACAUCACCCAAAAGGGUGUCGACAAGGCGUACGGCCUGAAGAGGCUGCGCGACCAGAGUGGCAUCCCCCUCGAGGAGAUGAUGUUCAUCGGCGACGCCAUCUUCCCCGGUGGAAAUGACUAUCCCGCUCAUCAAUUGGGCCUGAAGACGGUCAAGGUGAAGAACCCGGAUGGCACGCUGGCUGCGAUUGCUGGCAUCCAUGCUUGUCUCAGCAAGUAGGCACAGGUCGAGAAAAUGCUUGAACACAGCGACCGAGACAGACGUUUAGUCUAGGAGAAAAUUCUUGAUUCCAUGCCGCGCAUUACGGUCUGGUGAUAGAUGUGGAGCGACGCCCCGACACGCAAUUGCACUAGAUCCACUCCACCAAAACAAUAGAUAUUACACCAAGUUUAAUCAUGUUCCAUGUGAAAAACUAUGCGACUUUUCAGCGAGUUGACUGG
Lindgomyces ingoldianus is the source of this 1288-nucleotide messenger RNA. Its product is annotated as HAD-like protein. Gene Ontology annotation, molecular function: phosphomannomutase activity. The coding region runs from base 318 to 1067 and encodes 249 amino acids. Gene Ontology annotation, biological process: GDP-mannose biosynthetic process. The record is from RefSeq and is a predicted model, not a curated record. Lineage: Eukaryota; Fungi; Ascomycota; Dothideomycetes; Pleosporales; Lindgomycetaceae. The transcript has a single exon.